Molecule: messenger RNA, 1024 nt
Organism: Sesamum indicum (sesame)
Lineage: Eukaryota; Viridiplantae; Streptophyta; Magnoliopsida; Lamiales; Pedaliaceae
Source: RefSeq, a predicted model, not a curated record
AAGAUGUUCCCCCAUGUCACGUUCCACACUACCUAAUCACUCUCUCUCUCUCUAGGCUCGAGAAAGUUAUAAACAGAAUCACCCAAAACCCCAUAAAGAGAAAAUCAACCACCCUAAGCCAUGCAGUAAACAAAACCUGUCCAUUACUAUCAUCACUAUUACUUCUCUCUCUUAAUUCUUACAAGGGAAUUGACAAUCACCGUCCCAAUCUCUAGUUAGCUACUUUUUACUAGUACUCGGAGAAACUGUAUAAAGAGAGGUGAAUUUUGGGUUCAAAGCAGAGAGAGAUGAGCAGUAGCAGCAAGAUGCUGAAGGUGUUGUUGCGGCUGCUGGUGUUGGUGGGAGUGUUUCGGUUCUUGAUUGUUGCUGCUGCUACUGAAGGAGGAGGAGGAAGAAGAGUGAAGGAUGAUGAUGUAAUUAGGGGAAGAGAGAAUGAAAUGAAGGCUGUUUCAAAGUUUGAUCUCAACUACAGUACCAAAAGAAAGGUUCCCAAUGGACCUGACCCCAUCCAUAACAGAAGAGCUGGUAGCUCUCGUCAACCACCGGGCCAAGCUCAAAAUGGCACCACCGCCACCACCAACCGAUCAAAGAUUUCAGGAGAAAAUUAACCUCUUAGGAAAUUAAUUAGAUUGUUGGUAGAAAUUAAUUUUUCAGAUUAAUCUUCAGAUCUAUGUAAUGUGGUAAUAUAUUAAAUUUAUUUGAGUGAUCCAUCAUCAUAUAUAUAUAUAUAUAUAUAUGCAUGCACCAAAUUACGUGAAAGUAUAAAAAGGGUGGUUUAAAUAUUAUAUAUAUAGUGGAUGCAUGAUGUGUGAAAGAAAGAAACUAAAGCGAAUCCAGCAUGCAUCCAUCUAAAGAUAAAAAGGAAGAAAACAAAGUUGGUGUUGGUAAUGAGCAUCUUUGGGUUAGUCUUUUUCACCAGAUUCUUUGUUUUGCUCUUUAGACCAUUCAAACUUUGUAAAGCUCCUUUCAGAUUCUCUACUCUCCUCCCAACCAAUCUAAUUAAUUUCAUGUUCUAAUCCAAUUG